UACAGUAAAAAACAAAAACCCUCUAAUUUUGAUCGACUCGCUCACUCUUUAUGUGCUCUCUGAGCAUUUUUGGUGCUUCAAUGGUGGAUACUUCUAUAUUUAUUAUUUGUAUAAAUUUAUAUUUAUAUAGAUUUAUAUUAUAUGUAUAUAUCAACGGCGGUGUUGUAGUGUGCGUGUGAACUGAAGCGAUCAAUGACUCUUCUUCGAUCGAUCUUUUUGCUGUUUUUGGUCUGCUUUGCCUCUGAAUCGAUAGGGAAAGAAGAAGAACAAGAACAAGAAGAAGAGUUUUCAGAGGAAUUGCUGUUGAAGCCCUUGCCCGAUCGCAAAGUUUUGGCGCAUUUUCACUUCGAAAGCAGAGUUCCUCCCACAGAAACCUAUGGCAGCCAUCACCAUCUCUUCCCUAAAGCCAUCUAUCAGCUGGUCCACAAAUUUCAAGUUCGGGAAAUGGAACUGUCUUUCACACAAGGUCGUUGGAAUUACGAGCGUUGGGGAGGAUAUGACCCCAUAUCAAGCAGCAAUGCGAAACCUCCUGGAGUUGAACUGUGGGCUGUCUUUGAUGUCCCCAAACAUCAGGUUGAUGCUUCUUGGAAAAAUCUAACCCACACCCUUUCGGGUCUCUUUUGUGCUUCAAUCAACUUCCUGGAGUCACCUACUACUUAUUCUGCUCCUGAUUGGGGUUUUCGGCCCUUUUCAGGCAAUUUGAGGUAUGGUACAUUGCCCCGCGAGGCUGUUUGCACUGAGAACUUAACUCCCUGGUUGAAGUUGCUUCCUUGUAGAGACAAAGCUGGUCUUUCUACCCUAAUGGCCAGACCAUCUAUCUACAGAGGAUUUUAUCAUUCUCAGCGGCUGCGUUUGACCUCAUCUGAAUAUUAUUCCGUGGGAAUGAACUCUGGGAUUGUUCUUGAACAAACCCUUACAGUUGUUCUUCAACCAAAUACUUUGGGAAUUGGUAUGACACAUUCCAGUGGUUCAAUAUUACAACCAAGCUGGUCUAUGAGCUCACUUUUUGGAAGGGAAGUCAGUGGAAAAUGUGUUGUUGCCAAGUCCAGUAACGUGUAUGUACAGCUCGAAAAGAGUUUAGUAUCUGAACUGAGGCAUCUAUGGAAGGAAAAUGAGAGAUCUGAGACUGAGAUUCUCCCCUUUGAAGGUUCUUGGGGUAAACCAGGUUUUGUAUUUUCUGUUUCCCCAGACAAGGUUAUUAAAGAAAUGAAUAACUUGCAUAAAGAGGGUCAAUCUACUUUAUAUGAGUUUUCCAUUGAGAAUUACAGUGAUUUUAAGCCAUUUGAUUUGGGGUUUACAUGGAAAUAUCCUGUAGUUUGGUCAUGUCCACAAGCGCCUUUACAUGCUAGUAGGUUCUUAAUGGGAAGUGGAAAUGAGAGGGGUGCAAUAGCCAUUUCUUUGAAGCCUAGUAAACAUAAUGAGGGUUUCUGGGAAAAUGAUAUGGAUGAGGAGAGGUGCCGGUUGCGGGUUGAUGUUUUUCAAGUUGUGCCUUGGUACGUGAAGGUAUAUUAUCAUACACUAGAAGUGUUUGUGAAUGAUCAACCUCAAUCUGUGGCAGAUGUGGUGGAAAAGAUGCAUGUUUCACCUUCUGAAGACAAGGUAUCGCCGGGAGUAAUGGAAAUGGUCCUGAAAUUACCCUGUACUGUGAAGUCUGCUGCAUUAACUCUAGAGUUUGAUAAGGGUUUUUUGCACAUUGAUGAAUAUCCCCCAGAUGCUAACCAGGGAUUCGACAUUCCAUCAGCCAUAAUAAGCUUUCCAGACUUCCAAUCAAGUUUACAUUUUCUUGAAGAUGUCUCUUUUACCAAUUCCCCCAUGUUACGGAAAUUGCAGGAAAGAAGUCCUGUCUUGUCUUAUACAGAAGUAUUACUCGUGCCUUUGACGACUCCUGAUUUUAGUAUGCCUUACAAUGUCAUUACGAUUACGUGCACAGUGUUUGCUUUAUAUCUUGGAUCACUGCUCAAUGCACUACGAAGACGUGUUGGUGAGGAAGAAAGACUUCUGAAAAGCAAAGCUGCCAAGAAGACUGGUCUGCUUUCCUUGCUGCUAUCCAAAUUGAGACGCAGACCACGGGAACCGCCCCAAACACCAUCACCAUCACCAUCGUCUUCGUCAUCCUUGAUAAGUUCUAAAUUGAUACUGAAAGUCGUAUUAGUGGCAGCCUUUGCUGCUGGUUGGCAGUAUUAUUAUGGAUGACCCCCCAGAGCAAACACACAAGGCACGCCCUUUGUACAAUAUGUGUUGAAAGAAUUAAAUUUAGGGAUUUUGGAGAAGAUUUCUUUUGUUAAACAGUAUUCUUUUGGUUUGUAUCCAUUUGUUGUAUCAUUUCUGAGUUACUAAUCAAUUACGUAUGCUGAAUUUCAUCACUGUCAAUUGGUCAUCAUAUCUAAUGCAAGUUCAAGAUAGAAACUUUCUUACUC
Molecule: messenger RNA, 2417 nt
Organism: Cornus florida
Lineage: Eukaryota; Viridiplantae; Streptophyta; Magnoliopsida; Cornales; Cornaceae
Exons: 5
Coding region: 193-2193 (666 amino acids)
Biological process (GO): attachment of GPI anchor to protein
Cellular component (GO): GPI-anchor transamidase complex
Source: RefSeq, a predicted model, not a curated record